AAAACGAGGCCGGGUGGGCAAGCGUAUUAGACGCAUACCAGACCUCGGCCGAACACAAUGGGGAAAUUCCACUGUUGUGUGCCGAGUUGCACAAACGAUUCUCGUUACGAUCCAGAGAAAAAACUGAGUUUUCAUCGGUUUCCAAAAGAUAGUACGCAACGCAAAGCUUGGAUUGUGAAGAUAAGGCGUGAUAUCGGCAAAGAUUUCCAGUUGUCUGAUAAUACACGAGUGUGCUCAGCCCACUUUCCAGCAGAAGACUUCACCCGGACACUCAUUGGCCUUAGGAACCUGAAGGCUGGAGCUGUACCCUCCAUCUUUGACUGGACUAAAACUACCACUAAGCGUUGUGGUCCAAGGAGGCGUUUAAAUGAUGUGAAUCCAGCCCCAGGUUGUUCCAGUGAUGCAGGGGACCUGACUGACAAUGGUUCCAGUGGAUCAGUUCCUGCACCAUCAGCCGAACAUGACUACCUACCUCCAUCGGAGAUUGAGAGGCUUCAGGCACGGGUCAAGGAAGUAGAACAGGAGAAGCUGCAACUUAAGUUCUACCUAGAGCGAUUUUCUUCUGAUGACCAAACAAUCAACUUCUACACAGGGUUCAAAAACUAUAAAACUUUGACCAGUGUGUUUAACGCCCUACAACCAACAGCAAAUACAAUGAUCAGAUGGGCUCAAAUGCAGAGGCAUUCAAGUAACAUUGACAAUGUGAAAAUGUCUGCUUUCACAGAAAGUGAGGGAUGUCUGCCUCUGAUUGAUCAGUUUUUCAUGUUCUUGUGCAGAGUGAAACAAGGUUUCGCAGAGGACGAUUUGGCCAUUAGAUUUGGUGUGUCUCAAUCUUCAGUUAGUAGACUGCUGAUUACCUGGGCAAACUAUUUGUACUUCAUGUUGGGAAGUUUGGAGAUCUGGCCUUCCAGGAGUGUUGUGGAUAAGAAUAUGCCAGAAAGUUUCCGCAAGACCUACCCCAAGACAAGAGUUAUCAUUGACUGCACAGAGAUAAAGGUACAGACCCCCAGUUCAAAGGUGCUGAAUUCUGAGAUUUACUCCAAUUAUAAAAGCCAUACCACUUUCAAAUCUCUUGUGGGAAUAACACCAUGUGGUGUGGUGUCAUUUGUGAGCACACUCUACACAGGUGCAAUCUCUGACAAGGAAAUCACUGCUAAAUCAGGAAUUAUAGACUUGAUUGAAGCUGGUGAUCAAGUAAUGGCUGACAAGGGGUUUCUGAUACAGGAUAUGCUUGAAACGAAACAAGCAAGUUUGGUAAUCCCUCCAUUCCUUGGUAAGAAAGGAAAGUUCAGUGCAGCAGAAGUUUCGAAGACACAUGAAAUAGCCAGGCUAAGAAUUCAUGUAGAGAGAGCCAUCAGGAGGAUUAAGGAAUAUCCCAUAUUUGAUGGGGUGGUCCCACUGUCCCUUGCCCCAUCCAUCAACCAGGUGUGGACUGUAUGUUCCAUUCUUACAAAUUUCAGAGGACCCUUAUUCUGAUGGCAAUCAAAAGACACAAUGUUUCAAUAUCUGAAGGCCUAUUACCAUGAAAUGAUUGUAUGCUAGAAGUUUGUGUACCUUUCUCACAUCACAAAAUUAUUUGAUGGAUACUAUUCUUUUCAAUAUUAUGUAUUGUAAUUUUAGCAAAUAGAAAAUGUAAAAUUGUAUGAAGCAUGUAGCCUAGCAUACUGAUAACUGUCAACCAAGCUAUUAAUUCCUCUUGUAAGAUUGCCUCAAUAAUAAAAUGUAGUCAAAUUUAUCUGGCCAAUGGUGGAUAACAACAGUUUGAGUCAUUUUGGUUUUCCAUGUGUCUAGCUAUAUCUUAAGGAGAAAACAUGUAUAUAUAUGCCAAUAUAACAAUAUGUAUAUAUAACAAU
Branchiostoma belcheri (Belcher's lancelet) is the source of this 1853-nucleotide messenger RNA. RefSeq lists its product as uncharacterized. The transcript is spliced from 4 exons. Lineage: Eukaryota; Metazoa; Chordata; Leptocardii; Amphioxiformes; Branchiostomatidae. Bases 58 to 1476 code for a protein of 472 amino acids. The record is from RefSeq and is a predicted model, not a curated record.